CCUGUGAAAAUGAAGGUCGGCAGGCAUGUGGUUCACAUGUUUAGUCAAAUUUCAUGGUAACUGAAGACUUUUUUUUAUCGGUAGCAUAAUUGCAAUGGAACUAGGGAUCCCAGUGGUGAUAUGAAAUAAGAAGGUGUUGAAGUUGACUCUUACUACUGUACACUUUGAACAGAACGCGUGGGCUAAGCGACACUGUGAAUUGUCACGUACGCCAACUAGUCGUGUGAAAAACUGAGUGACAUGUUCGUUGUAAUAUGUACUUUUGUCACAUGGUAGUUGCUUCUUGUUAGGUAUCAAUAUAGUGUUUAGACAUGAGAAGGAUGCGUUAUAACCACCAGGUAUGGAUAGUCGACCUGAUCGGUACACAGCAAAGCCUGCAAGACACAGAUCGUUCGCAUUCUUCAUUGACGAAAAUGAUUCGAUUCGGCCAAAUAUACAAACUGAAUACAGCGUCAAUAAAAGAAGGCAUGCUUUGUAUAUUUUUGCAGUGUUGACAGGACUUUUUGUAGUUUUUACUUCAACAUUUCUGUAUGUAUUUGGACCCAUGGAUGAUGAGCUGUCAUCAGUAUCUGACACAAAACUACCACACCAUAUAUUCCGGCGAUCAACCUCCAACGGUUCUUUCGACUUAUUACACAUUGACCAAAAUAAAGCAGGAGAAUUUCUCAGGGAUGGCCGGGUUGCCGAUCAUUGUCACCUGCCUAAUGUUCCGGCCUUAGGAAUGGAAGAUGUCUAUAUGAAGGAAAUAUAUACUUUGGAGCAAGUUCAUGUUAUCUUGUCAUCAGGGGAGACAACUCCACAGCAAGUCCAUCCUGACAUUCCACUGGCUGACUGCAAUUACAACUCCUAUGGCUCUGGACCACUUGAAGAUUUUCCAAAUAAAGUCAAUCGUUAUAUCAGAGCAAACAAGGCACUUACAAAAUUUAUCAAUCACACCAUAUCACAUGAAAAGAAAUGUCCCCCAGGGCAGUUAUCUCCUCUUGGCAUGGCAAAGUUACGCCAGCAUGGAAGAUACCUACGGGGAACCUAUUUAGAAUCGUUUAAAUCUAAAUUAGAAUUAUAUCAUUCCAACAAAUGGAUAAAAGUUAUGAGUGGACAGGAUGCCAGUUCAUUCCAUUCAACACUGUCUUUCCUCUCUGGUUUUCUUCCACAGAAACACCUCCACAGAGUAAAUAUUGAAAAAGUAACAAACAAUCUGUGUGACAUGUCACAGACUGACUGUCAGUGUCCACGUAUAGCUCGCUCUGCUUCUUUUUCUUUGGACAAUGUCUCCACUCACAUACAAGAAUACCAACCUGAACAUCCUGACCAGUCAUUCAGUAAUUUUUUUGACAAUUUCUCAAAAAGACAUACCAGUGCUGUAGAAGCAUUUGGUCAGCUUUCUCCUCUGAUAUGUGAUGAAUCUCUUCCCUCGAUAGGUUGUCGUGGUAACCGUUGCUGGAAUGUAUCCAGGUCACAUGUUAUUAAUUUUUUUCAGGCCGUAGACAAGCAUAUGAAGAAAUGGAUGAACCACAUUCCUAACAUUGAACACAGUCGUUUCCAUGCUUAUCCAUUUCUGAAUUCAUUAUUGCAGACCUUUAAGAACUUUCAUCCUGUGAGGUCUCCAAGGUUUUUCGUUUACACCAGUAAUGAGGAGUUCAUGCUUCAAGUGUUGACAGCCAUAGAGUAUAAAUUAGACAAAUUUCCACGUCCAGGGUCACGUCUUGUCUUUGAACUCUUGUCAACAACAGAGAAUCAGAAGAAAAAGUAUUUUCUGCGUGUGCUUUUCAAUGGCCGUGAUGUUACUACAGACAUUCCUCUCUGCAGACGUCGUGACAGUGAUAGAAUUUGUCCGCUAAAAUAUUUUGUAGAUUAUCACAGUUUGAAUUUUAGGAACAUGUUUUCACAGUCAAGCUACACAGAAAGGUGCAUGCUAUAACAACAGAUCUGACCACAGGCGUCUACAUCUGGUUAGUAUUGAUAGAAAUAUUAGUCCCUACUCCUACUCUAUCAACAAGGUGUAACACUUGAAAUGUCAAAAGUGGGGGUGAGCUUCGAUUCACUUUUAAUUUAAGUUCAAUCCGAGUAAACUAUCAAAGGCACACAAGCUUCAGUAAUGUAUCUUGGUUUAAAAUUCUUAAAUAUCAACACAUUUUAUUCUUUCGUCGUGUGACAAUGAUUAAAAGAUGAGAAGCGGUUGUGAUAGCCGAUGAUGCAUUGACUGUGGAAGAAAAGUAGGCUAUAUAUUUUGGAGAGGUUUUGCAACGGGCAAUCUGAUGGGUCAACAGCUCUGUGACUAUACAGACUAUGAUCGUCGACCAAUCAGACUCUCCCUUUUAAAACAGUUCUAAUAUAGAUAAGCCUCUUCUGUUCCACAGUCGAUGCAUCAUCCAAUCCUAUAAGUGAUAAGCCUUGUUGAUGUAGUAAGCAUAGAGGCUAAUAUUUUUUACUAUUGAUACUAAUCUGAUGCCGACGCUUGUUAUCUUACUUAGUGUAUUUGCAAUAGUUAGUGCCCCUCCCCAAUAACUCUCUUUUUUAUUGAUAUAAAAGAACUUUUCCACUUUUUUAUUCUGGACCAACUGAAUAUAAUUAAUAACAAUUAUUACCUCUUUGCCUGUGGAUUAACAUACAAGUUUUCUCUCAGCCCAGCUGCCAUGCAUUAGAUAUGUCAAUUUUUGUUAUUUCUAUUUUAGAUUCAAUUUUUUUCUAUUUCCCAAGUUUCAUAUGUAUGUUGGCAUUAUCAGUUUCAUUCGAUACAGUACAUUCUGUCAAUUAAAAGGGUUUCUAUGACACCUGUUUGUAUCAAAGAAAAAUUAGUGGUGGAAAUAGGUUUUGUGCUCAUGGGUAAUUCAUGGGACAUUAAGGGACAUACAUUUAGUAGUGGAUAGUGAUGCCAUAUGCUUGUAUUAAACAAAAGUAAUGUAGGUAUCUUUGGGGCCAAAUGUCUCACAGAAUUUUUUAGUCUUCUUCCUUUUUUUAUUGCCAAGGGCGCUAAUUAUUGCAAAUAUGGUACCAAUAAGAAAAUAAGAUAUAUGUGUAACUGGCACCUGGGUGUCUGUCUAUCUCUGUGUGCAUGACCAAUAUCUAUGUGAGAGCAACUUUCAAUUUCUUUUGGUGAUUGUGUAGGAAUAUUGAGCUUUCUCCUGGAUCUCGCAUGAAAAGAUGAAUAAACUCUUUUCUGUUUCAUUCUAUGUCUAGCAGCAUAGGUUUAGCUUAAAGCUGAAGAAAUUCAUAGCCCCAAGGUGGUGGGAUGGGGGUUAUAGAAAAUAUUCGGUGAAAUAUUUUGAACUUGGACAAUGUUGUUUUACCUGGAAGAAAAUGCUUACAAUUUUUGAAGACCGACAAAUGUAGAGUGCCAAUUGUGUGCUGAUUAGUGUGGUCGAAUUAGCAAGUAUGAGGAUAAAAAUGUCCUGUCUGGUCUCUCUCAAUCUUAUACUGACACCCAGGUAACGCCUGAUCUCACGGACUGAUAAUGUACAUCAUGUCUGUAUGUGAAAAUGUUUAAAUUUUGUAGAUUGAAAAAUGUGUGUUUUUGUAAUCAAGGUUUAAAUGUUUUUGUUCGGUAUCGUAUAAUGAAAGUAUACAUGUAAGCCUCUUACUUUUUCAGUAUUAUGCUUUUCACGUUAAAUUUUAAGAUUAUAAUUUCAUAUUUUGAAAAUUUUUGAUGUACAUGAUGAGAUAUUUAUAUCUCAUAUAUAUCUUCUUUUUUUUUUACACGAUUCCAAAUUGAAAAAAUUGAAAAAAAGAACUUCCGAAAAUAACUUACCAGUUAAUAUAAAAAAAAGUUUUACAAAAAAAUAAAAGGAAAAAAUUAUAAAAGCUUGAAAAUGCCUUGAAUUUGAUAUGCCGAUAUUUGUAUGAACAUUUGAUUAAAUCCACAAACUUGUAUUUUAAAAAUCUGGUGCAUGUGUAAGAAAGGAUUUAAAUUUGGAUUAUCUCCCUUAGCUUAUGAAAGCUAAAAAAGCCAUAUGUACAACUCUUUUAUUGUAAUCAUUAUCAUCACAUAAACUAUAGAAAAAAUAUAAAUCUAUAUAUUGACCAUUGGUGACGAGAAUAAGUGAAUAUCAAGUGUCUGUCUAGAUAACUCAUUUGUGACUGUAUGUGACUAAGUGUCUAGUGUUAUUGGUAGUGUCAGUGAAUUGUGUUCGGUCACGUGUCUCCAACUCUUCAAAUACAUGUGUGUGGUUGAGUGGCACAGUGGUAACACACUUGCAUUUUUCGUAGGCGGCUGUGGUAAGAUUCCACCGAUCAGACAUGAAAAGGUUUAGGGUCACAUGCCCGACCACUUUGGUUUCCCCGGGUUCUCCAGUUUCCUCCCACUGUAAAACCGGGCAUAGCAGAAUUCCGUCUGGGUCAACAAAACUGAUAAAGUUGAUAUAGCUUGUUGUUAAAAAAAAAAUAGUUUACAAUUUCAACGAGAUGUAUAACCCACAUAGGGAAAGGGAAGUUUGAACAUUUUAUGGUGCUGUGCUUUGCUUUAUGUCUCUAACUAAUUUGGUGUUUUGUUUUAACGAAACAUUAGAAUGAAAGCCUUAUCAUAUCAAGUCCCAGCUUAUUUCAAAAGAUUUUAGAAUAUUACUUGAAUUUUUGAGAUGAUCCCUGUUCACAUUCAUAGCUUACUCUCACAGUUGAUGGAAAUGUCUGAAAAAAGUGUUUCAUGGUAACUUAAAUAGUCCAGUUAUAUGUGCCAUUCAGAUGUUGCAAUGUUUUGUUUAUCAGUUAUAGUGUUUUAUGUUAAUAUGUACUUUCAGGUUUUGAAUAUUAGGUAGGUUACAAUGUACAGAACAAAUCUUUCCAAAAAAGAAAGGAAACCAAAAACUAUACAUAAAGAUUUAUAGCAACUUUUGUGAUGUUUCACUCUCUCAUUUUCCUUCUUUUCGUUUCUCAAUUGAAUAAUUGAUGUGUACUUUUGUUUGAUUUUGACCAGUAUCAACUUACAUGUUUCAAGUCACUGCUUGGAAAUGAUAGGAAAGUGCUGGUUGGAAUAUUAUGUAUAUAUUGUAUAUAUGUUUUCCUUCUAACUAUGCUUUUCAAAAUUGAUUGCUUCUUCAUUUCCUCAUAAAUUAAGAGUUUAUCUUUCAAAAUAACCUUCAUAUAUUUGGUUUCCGGAUUUUAGAAGAUGCACGAUUUAAUAUUAUAGCAAUUUGAUCUAAUUAAGAGUUAACUUGAUUUUUGUGAGAGAUGCAGGCCCUUUGUGGCUUUUGCCUACAUUCAGUUUGUUAUUGUGUGUGCUGCAGGUGUGUGUUUUUUUCUUUCUUUUGUAUUUUUUAAUCACAUGUACCCAGGAAGUCAAUCACAGUAAGUUAAGACAUAUAUCUUGUUAUUUUAGGCUAUGUUUUUUGUAGUCUAAAAAUGAGCGCAAGAAGUGCUAUUUUUAGAUAUUGUUAUUUUGGACUAUCCUUUUGUAGUCCAAAAAUCAGCAUAAGAUGUGCUAUUUUUGGAUUGUUGAUUAAACCGAUCUUAUUGCAUAAUUUAUGGGCUAUGAUUUUGUAGUCUAAAGAUCAGCAUAAGAUGUGCUAUUUUUAGAUUGUUGAUUGUUAUUAAUUGAAUAUGUCAAGACUAUGAUUUUUAUAGUCUAAAAAUCAGUGUGAGAUGUACUAUUUUUAGAUUAUAUAUUUUUGCUUUUUUGUUUAUUUAUUGGUAUUAUGGAUAUAUUUUUUAUCUAUUUCAAUCAAUUUUUUAUGAUAUGUGCCACCAGACUUAUUGUUUUUGAAUGAACUGAGUCAAUAAUGUCUUUCGUUCCUGUAGAGAAAGAUGAAACAGUGUAAUGUUUAUUCCUUGGUCAUGAUGUCUUCUUGUCCAUUAAAUUAAUAUAAAUAUAUAUACAUGUACAUACACAUGUAUAUUUUAAGGUCAAGAUUGCCAUUUUUUAAGUUUCAGUACUAUGUAUCUAAUGUUUUACUGCCUCAGAGUGCAUACAGUUCUGAUAAACCUUGAAUCCUUUGGUCUUGAAAAGUCUUGUAUCCUUGCCAUUGGUCUUGAAAAGUCUUGUAUCCUUGCCAUUGGUCUUGAAAAAUCUUUACUUCUGGUCUGUGGUCUUGAAAAGUCUUGAAUCCUGGUCAUCAGUCUUAAAAAGUCUUGAAUCCUGGUCAAUUGGUCUUAGAAAGUUUUGUAUCCUUGCCAUUGGUCUUUAAAAGUCUUGAAUCCUGUAUUGCCAGAGCCUUGAAAAGCCUUGAAUUCUGCAUUGUCAGUGGCCCUGAAAAGCCUUGAAUCAUGGUCUUUGGCAUUGGAGAACUUUGAUUAUCUUUGUCAGUGGCAUUGAAAAAUUAGUAGAAUGAUUUUGAUGUUUGAACUCAAAGGUGACAAUUAAUUCUAAAGCAAAUCACAUUUUUUCUUACAAACUUGUAGACCGCAAGAAAAUUAAAAAAAAAUUAAAGCAUAACAAAUUACACUGUGUGAAGUGUAGAUGUUCCAAAAAUUGCUUACAUAAGAUUUCAGGGAUAUUUCAAGACCUUGAGUGGCUUUAAAGUUGGUUGGCCAGAUCUACAUGCACCCUACUUGAAGCAUAUGUAUCUGGUAACUUUAUAAGCAUCACAAAUUCUGUAAAGAAAGUAUUUGCGUUCAGUUAAAAAGCAAACACUUGAAACCAAUAUAAUUGCUUGAAAUGCACUUUAAUAAAAAGAAAAAUUCACAAUCCAAGCUUGAAUUGCGAAAAUUUAUAGCAUUUAUCUAAAGUUAUUAGUUAAAGAUCACCAUUUCAGAAGAAAUAUAAGCUGUCACUGCCCAUGGAAACAGAUCUAUUCAUUAUUUUAGAAGGUACAAAUAUUUUAUUUAAAUCUCAGGAAAUAGUUGUACUUCACAAUUAUCAGUAUUCAUUGUUAAAAACUUAUUGAUUACAUUGAAAUCCACAAAGUUACUUUAAAAUUAAUGCCUGAAUAGAAGGUAGUUUUGAUUACACUGUGGCCUCCAUUCAAUUGCAAUGAACAUAAUUUUGAUUUUUCUUUUGCAUUCAUUUUGCCGGAUAUUGUUAACAAAAAUCAUCACCUGGUUACAUAAUGCACACAAGGAAACGUGUAAGAAAAUCGUUAAUUUAUUCGCAUUACUAAAGUGGUAUCUGGAAAAAGAAGGGUUUGAUGGACUGUAAACGUAGAUAUUUUUGGUAAUUGUUGCACUGUUUGCGGUGGGAUCAUUGUGCUAUAUCUUUGUACUUAUUACAGAUUCUAUAGCUAUUAGGAAAAAGUGUUGAUGCCCCAAUCCACCAUCAGCUAAAUGGAAAAAACUUUCUAAUGCCCCAAAAUAACAACAUUUACAGUAUGUGAUUAAAACAAAUUGCUGAUAAAAAAAAUGGAGAGAAAAAAAAUUACCUCACAUUCUGGUAUCUGGUAAGAUUUCAGUUCAAAGUCGUUCAAAUUAAAAGAAAAAAAUAUAAUGAUUGCUUUAAAAGUUUUGAGAAUUUUUAAUGAGUGCCUUAAUCUGUAGAUGUAUUGUCUAACACAAAGUUAUACACUACCAUUAUUGUGAUACACUACCUGAAUGUUAUUGGCCCUAUAGGAGUCAAAUUGUAAAAUGUAACAAUACUAAUACCUAUUAAUUUUGCAUAUUGUAUGCAUGUGAUUAUAAUCUGAAUCUCAGUUAACAUUGUUUUAUUGUCAGAAAUUUGCAAAGUUCUAGAAAUACAAAAAAUGUUUAAUUUUGAAAUUAUUGUAUUAAGUAAUGGUUAUGUUACUUGUAUGAAGUAAUGGUUAUGUUACUUGUAUGAAGUUAUGGUUAUGUUACUUGUAUGAAGUAAUGGGUAUGUUACUUGUAUGAAGUUAUGGUUAUGUUACUUGUAUGAAGUAACGGUUAUGUUACUUGUAUGAAGUAACGGUUAUGUUACUUGUAUGAAGUAACGGUUACAUUACUUGUAUGAAGUAAUGGGUAUGUUACUUGUAUGAAGUAAUGGGUAUGUUACUUGUAUGAAGUUAUGGUUACGUUACUUGUAUGAAGUAAUGGUUACGUUACUUGUAUGAAGUAAUGGGUAUGCUACUUGUAUGAAGUAAUGGGUAUGUUACUUGUAUGAAGUAAUGGGUAUGUUACUUGUAUGAAGUAAUGGGUAUGUUACUUGUAUGAAGUAAUGGUUACGUUACUUGUAUGAAGUAAUGGUUACGUUACUUGUAUGAAGUAAUGGGUAUGUUACUUGUAUGAAGUAAUGGUAUGUUACUUGUAUGAAGUAAUGGUUAUGUUACUUGUAUGAAGUAAUGGGUAUGUUACUUGUAUGAAGUAAUGGGUAUGUUACUUGUAUGAAGUAAUGGUUAUGUUACUUGUAUGAAGUAAUGGUUAUGUUACUUGUAUGAAGUAAUGGGUAUGUUACUUGUAUGAAGUUAUGGUUACGUUACUUGUAUGAAGUAAUGGGUAUGUUACUUGUAUGAAGUAAUGGUUAUGUUACUUGUAUGAAGUAAUGGUUAUGUUACUUGUAUGAAGUUAUGGUUACGUUACUUGUAUGAAGUAAUGGGUAUGUUACUUGUGUGAAGUAAUUGGUACGUUACUUGUAUGAAGUAAUGGUUAUGUUACUUGUAUGAAGUAAUAGUUAUGUUACUUGUAUGAAGUAAUGGUUCUGUUACUUGUGUGAAGUAAUUGGUACGUUACUUAUAUGAAGUAAUGGUUAUGUUACUUGUAUGAAGUAAUGGUUACGUUACUUGUAUGAAGUAAUGGUUAUGUUACUUGUAUGAAGUUAUGGUUACGUUACUUGUAUGAAGUAAUGGGUACGUUACUUGUAUGAAGUAAUGGGUACGUUACUUGUAUGAAGUAAUGGUUAUGUUACUUGUAUGAAGUUAUGGUUACGUUACUUGUAUGAAGUAAUGCGUAUGUUACUUGUAUGAAGUAAUGGUUACGUUACUUGUAUGAAGUAAUGGUUACGUUACUUGUAUGAAGUAAUGGGUAUGUUACUUGUAUGAAGUAAUGGUUACGUUACUUGUGUGAAGUAAUGGGUAUGUUACUUGUAUGAAGUAAUGGUUACGUUACUUGUGUGAAGUAAUGGGUAUGUUACUUGUAUGAAGUAAUGGGUAUGUUACUUGUAUGAAGUAAUGGGUACGUUACUUGUAUGAAGUAAUGGUUACGUUACUUGUGUGAAGUAAUGGGUAUGUUACUUGUAUGAAGUAAUGGGUACGUUACUUGUAUGAAGUAAUGGUUAUGUUACUUGUAUGAAGUAAUGGUUACGUUACUUGUAUGAAGUAAUGGUUAUGUUACUUGUAUGAAGUAAUGGGUACGUUACUUGUAUGAAGUAAUGGUUACGUUACUUGUGUGAAGUAAUGGGUAUGUUACUUGUAUGAAGUAAUGGUUACGUUACUUGUGUGAAGUAAUGGGUAUGUUACUUGUAUGAAGUAAUGGGUAUGUUACUUGUAUGAAGUAAUGGGUACGUUACUUGUAUGAAGUAAUGGGUAUGUUACUUGUAUGAAGUAAUGGGUACGUUACUUGUAUGAAGUAAUGGUUAUGUUACUUGUAUGAAGUAAUGGUUACGUUACUUGUAUGAAGUAAUGGUUAUGUUACUUGUAUGAAGUAAUGGGUACGUUACUUGUAUGAAGUAAUGGUUACGUUACUUGUGUGAAGUAAUGGGUAUGUUACUUGUAUGAAGUAAUGGUUACGUUACUUGUGUGAAGUAAUGGGUAUGUUACUUGUAUGAAGUAAUGGGUAUGUUACUUGUAUGAAGUAAUGGGUACGUUACUUGUAUGAAGUAAUGGGUAUGUUACUUGUAUGAAGUAAUGGGUACGUUACUUGUAUGAAGUAAUGGUUACGUUACUUGUGUGAAGUAAUGGGUAUGUUACUUGUAUGAAGUAAUGGUUACGUUACUUGUGUGAAGUAAUGGGUAUGUUACUUGUAUGAAGUAAUGGGUAUGUUACUUGUAUGAAGUAAUGGGUACGUUACUUGUAUGAAGUAAUGGGUAUGUUACUUGUAUGAAGUAAUGGGUAUGUUACUUGUAUGAAGUAAUGGGUAUGUUACUUGUAUGAAGUAAUGGUUAUGUUACUUGUGUGAAGUAAUGGUUACGUUACUUGUGUGAAGUAAUGGUUACGUUACUUGUGUGAAGUAAUGGUUACGUUACUUGUGUGAAGUAAUGGUUACGUUACUUGUAUGAAGUAAUGGUUACGUUACUUGUAUGAAGUAAUGGGUACGUAACUUGUAUGAAGUAAUGGUUACGUUACUUGUAUGAAGUAAUGGUUACGUUACUUGUAUGACGUAAUGGUUAUGUUACUUGUAUGAAGUAAUGGUUACGUUACUUGUAUGAAGUAAUGGUUACGUUACUUGUAUGAAGUAAUGGUUGUGUAUGUUACUUGUAUG
Messenger RNA from Pecten maximus, 10230 nucleotides. RefSeq names its product 2-phosphoxylose phosphatase 1-like. Gene Ontology annotation, molecular function: phosphatase activity. The transcript has 3 exons. Gene Ontology annotation, cellular component: Golgi apparatus. NCBI's taxonomy places the organism in Eukaryota, Metazoa, Mollusca, Bivalvia, Pectinida, Pectinidae. The coding region runs from base 341 to 1918 and encodes 525 amino acids. Gene Ontology annotation, biological process: glycosaminoglycan biosynthetic process; dephosphorylation; chondroitin sulfate proteoglycan biosynthetic process. The record is from RefSeq and is a predicted model, not a curated record.